AUGGUACAUCGACGAAAGAGUCUCUCUCCAAGAAAGGAAGGAGCCUUCUUGAGAAACCCGCUUCAUGAUGAGAAAUCAUCUUUAUUGGGAAUUCCAAAUCCGUUUUCCAAUCGUGAUCCUCCGAUAUUAAAACCAUGGACCGAAUUAGGUGAGUUCUGCAGGAACAGGGCAACACUUCCUACACCUUCCCCCCCACCAAACUACGCCGUGAAAAUUUCUUCGAGAAAGAGGCACAGGCUGAUGUUGUGGCGUCGGUCUUACGACGUCUUGAUAGAGAUAUGGCAACAGGAGGAUAAUCAUUUCAUCGAGACGGGAUAUCGAGCGGCAUCUAACUCUCUUCGAGAAUGUUUUGCAAGUUGGGGAUAUCUCCACAAUGAGACUAUUAAUAUUUGGUCUCAUUUAAUUGGGGCAGCGUUGUUCGUGGCUCUACCGGUCUACCUGUACAAGGCUGAGAUACCACCUAGAUAUGCCGUGGCUACCAAGGAAGAUAUCGUGGUUUGUGGGAUAUACUUCUUGGGAGUGGCGAUAUGCUUUUGCUUGUCGGCGUUGUAUCAUACCGUAAUGAACCAUAGCCAACAAAUGGACACAUUUGGAGCUCAGCUGGAUUUCCAAGGAGUUAUUCUUCUGAUGUGGGGAGCAACUAUUCCUCUUGUAUACUAUGGUUUUUAUUGCGAUACUGCAAUUCAUAGAUACUCUUAUUGGGCUCUGUUAUCACUCCUAGCAGUCGCUUGCUCAGGAUCUACUUUUCAACCUCAUUUUCGAGAUCCAUUUCUUCGACCUGUACGAGCCGCCACCUUUGGCAGCUUAGCCGUGGUCACAAUGGUGCCUGUCGUCCAUGGUGCGACUGUAUACGGCUGGCAAGUACAAAAUCAACGGAUGGGAAUCACCUGGGUUUUGAUCACGCUGAUGUUGAAUGUACUCGGUGCAACAGCAUAUGCCAUCAAGUUCCCCGAACGUUGGUUCAAUAAAACGUUCGAUCUUUUUGGAGCUUCUCACCAACUCUUCCACAUGAUGGUGGUACUUGCAGCUCUCGUGUACAGCAAAGCCAUUUUACAAGCAUUCGACUUUGCCCAUGCAUACGACCACACAUGCAACCGAUGA
Molecule: messenger RNA, 1101 nt
Organism: Botrytis byssoidea
Lineage: Eukaryota; Fungi; Ascomycota; Leotiomycetes; Helotiales; Sclerotiniaceae
Exons: 7
Coding region: 1-1101 (366 amino acids)
Cellular component (GO): membrane
Molecular function (GO): signaling receptor activity
Source: RefSeq, a predicted model, not a curated record